AGUGCUGAAAUAGAUCAAGGAAAAAGAACUGCAACUGGAAAUACAGAAGUUAUUAUUGGAAGUGUUCAAACACUAGGAAAGACAGGAUCAUCUCGUAUCGAAAAAUAUGAUCCAUCCCAUUUUAAAGCAAUCAUAAUUGAUGAGGUAAUUGCCUUCGUUGUUUUUUUAAAUUAUUUUAAUUUUUCUUAUGGUUUUUCAAUGCUUCAUUUACAACAGGCUCAUCAUGCCGCAGCAUCAACUUAUCUUCGGAGAUAUGAUGGACUGGCUCUUGAUGGCAUUUUUGAUGAGAUUACUUAUCACAAAGACUUCUUAGAGAUGAUCAAGGAGAAAUGGUACACUACAUAUAUAAUGACAGGAACUGAUUUGUCCCGAGUAAAAAGUAACACUAUUGAUUUCAUACCAACAAUUCUUUCCAAAUUGGUUAAUGUUAAAAAUCGCAAUGAAAUUAUAGUACGAACAUACCUUAAACUGGCUGUAGAUAUUGACCAUGUAGAAAGUCUAACGAAAAUGUUUCAAGAACAUGGGAUUAAUGCUUAUAGUAUUUUGACCGAAGGCAUGGAUGUUCCUACCAUUGAUUGUGUUAUAAUGAGCAGACCAACGAAAUCACAUGUGCUUUUCCAACAAAUGAUUGGGCGUGGAAUGCGCAUUGCAGAAGACAAAGAGGAUUGCUUAGUCUUGGAUUUCAUUGAUUCCUAUUAUAAAAUUCCGGAGCUAGUUACCGCACCGACAUUGUUUGGGCUGGAUCCUACUGUAGAGUUGAAUGAUUACACUCCCUCAAUCAAAGAGAAUAAGGGUUUGGAAUCUAAAGAAAAGAUCAAAAUGGAACAACAGCUUCUAUCAGAUGUAGCCGACAUAACAAAGAUCAAAAUUACAGAAUAUAGUAAUCCAUUUGAAAUUAUUGAGGAUUGUUCUGGUGCUACAUCCGUAGGUGCCAUUUCUGAAUUCGCGUGGCUUAGAGUUAGUCAUGAUAUAUACGUGCUAUCUUUGUACGAAAUUGGCACAUUAAGAGUAGAAAAAGAUAAUCAAG
This is a messenger RNA of Racocetra fulgida, 1027 nucleotides long. The record is from the annotation of a GenBank genome assembly. NCBI's taxonomy places the organism in Eukaryota, Fungi, Glomeromycota, Glomeromycetes, Diversisporales, Gigasporaceae.